Pleuronectes platessa (European plaice) is the source of this 3383-nucleotide messenger RNA. It is a transcript of the gene b4galnt1a, whose product is annotated as beta-1,4-N-acetyl-galactosaminyl transferase 1a. The coding region runs from base 275 to 1861 and encodes 528 amino acids. Gene Ontology annotation, cellular component: Golgi membrane. The transcript is spliced from 11 exons. Gene Ontology annotation, molecular function: hexosyltransferase activity. The record is from RefSeq and is a predicted model, not a curated record. Lineage: Eukaryota; Metazoa; Chordata; Actinopteri; Pleuronectiformes; Pleuronectidae. Gene Ontology annotation, biological process: ganglioside biosynthetic process.
UGCGCCCUCAUAUAAUCUACACUGGCUUUUCUGUUGUGUCAAGAAAGCAAGGCAAAGAUUAGGUCCUUUUCAAGUAAAGCAAGUCAAACCACAAUAACUAUACACGACAACCCGUCAGGACUUGAUGUGGAUCUCACUGAUAUGUGACGUUACGCCCACGUCAACUCAGGUCUCAUCUUGUGGAAUAGGAGUGGCUCUCAGACGCCUCGGUCACUCUCAGUGUCGAGUUUGGCUUCAAUGAAGAAGGACUAUUUAUCCCCCAGAAUCAACAACAAUGCGAAAUACCUGCAAGAAGUGUCUCGUCCUGAUCUUCAGUAUCGGCGGCCUGAUAGCUUUGUUUCGCACUUGGAGCCAGGAAACCAGUUCAGGAGUCGACCUACGACCGAGACACGGGAGUUCAGUGAAGACACUCCUCGUGGGACAAAUUGAAGACAUCAACGGUGGCUAUGAGGACGUUGCCUUCCGUAUAAAAGAGCAAGUGGCACGACAACUGGCUCGAAACUCAUGUGUGUGUCUGGCUGAUAAGGAGACGUUUCAACUGCCGUUCUCCAAUCUGCUUUUCCCACGCGUGUGGGCCCACAAACUGGAUACUGUGUUUUUAGAGUCCCAUCCUGACCCUGAGGGUGUAAAGCGUCACAGAGCUCAAGAGUACAGCAAAUCACAGAGCAGGUCCUACAGUCCUGCAGACCUACCUAUUGUAGCCAAGGCCAACAGUCCUCUUCAGUAUCCUACCCAGGGUGUGGAGGUGCGACCCCUUAAAACAAUCAUCCUACCUGGGUUGGGCCUUAAAGAGGGAAAAAAAUCAAUGCAUACGGUGUCUUUGACUGCAACUCUUGGGACUUUUGAUGUUGCUGCUACAGUGGACAGUGUCUCUGUCAAAGGAGAAGGAGAGAAGCACGUGAUAUUGUCGAGUCGGGAUCUCUCCGCUCUGAACAGGCUGCUCCAGUUUGUCACCUACACAAACACUGUUUUCCAUCCGAAGACAGCAGAUACAGUUGAGUUCGCGACUGAGGGUCACCGCUCAUUUUUCACCAUCAAAGUCGGACACGGCUCCAUCCCCAGACUUUACAACACUGGAACCCAAAAAGAGUACAAUAUUAGUGCACUUGUCACCAUCGCCUGCAAGACCUUCAUACGCUAUGACAAACUCAAAGAUCUCAUCGACAGCAUACGUCAGUAUUAUCCCACCAUCACCAUAGUGAUAGCAGAUGAUUCGGAACACCCUGAGCCAGUGACUGGGCCUCACAUUGAACAUUACAUCAUGCCAUUUGGAAAGGGUUGGUUUGCAGGAAGAAACCUGGCAGUGUCUCAAGUGAUAACCAAGUAUGUUCUGUGGGUGGAUGAUGACUUCAUCUUCAGCGCAAACACUAAGUUGGAGAAGAUGGUGGACAUCCUAGAGAAGACCUCUCUAGAUCUGGUUGGUGGUGCAGUGAGAGAGGUGACAGGUUACACUGCAACAUACCGUCACACCCUCUCAGUGGAGGAGGGAGGAGAGGAGGGCGACUGUUUACACGUUAGAAGUGGCUACCACCAUGUCAUCGAGGACUUUCCCAACUGCGUGGUUGCUGAUGCUGUCAUCAACUUCUUCAUGGGCCGGACAUACAAGGUGCAGCAGGUGGGCUUCAACCCCCGCAUGUCACGGCAGGCUCAUCUGGAGUUCUUCAUCGACGCUCUGGGCUCCCUCCACAUCGCCUCCUGCAGCGACGUCAUCGUAAACCAUGCAUCAAAGAUCAAACUCCCCUGGGGGGAGACAGACACACAAAAGGCCUACCAAAAGUUCCGUUACAACAAUGCUGAAAGCAACAUUCAUAAUGAAGACUUCUACUUCAAGAACAGGUUUAAGUGCCAGACUGGUAACUGAAACUGAGUCGAGGAUAAAAACAAACACAACUGCAGCAACUAUAUUACAAACAUUAUAUAUAUAUAUAUAUAUAUAUAUGGAAAGAAGCGUUAGCGUAAAAUGACCAAUAUCGCAGUUUGGAUCUUCACCAAACUCUGUGGGAAUAUCCCUUGGAAGGGUAUCUACAGAUGAUUAACCUAUGAGCUAACAGUCAAGGUCAAGGUGAACCGAGAUAUGCUCCAGAAAAUAUGUUCCCAGAUAUCUACGCAAAUAAUGAGGCUAGAGAAACUAAAGCUUAUAUUGAUCCGAAAAUAAUGAAACGCGCAGAAGACGUAUGACUGUAUAUAUAGACACAACCUAAAACUAUAUGGUAAAUGGUCUGUAUUUAUAUAGUUCUUUUAUAGUCAACUACUCAAGGAGCUUUACACACACAUUCAAACUACAAUCACAACGGACGUCUGGGGAGGUUUAUUCAGCUCAUACAUGCAGGAAAUGCAUUAGACCACACAGAUGAUGAAUUAUCAGAGGAAACACUAACAUGGACAGCCUGAGUAAUGUGUUGGGCCACUAUGAUGCAUCACAACAACACUUCAGUGCCGACUACUGGAGGAUAAACACCAAACAUUCAAAAGAUAUCUCCUCAUUUUCUUGGUAUGAGGGAGCGUUGUCUAACAUGUUGGUCCAAAAUCCUCCAGGUAUAUUCACUUGGGUUGAGAUCUGGUCACAGCAAAGGUCAAAGAAUAUGAUGCACUUACUCAAACCAUUCAUUGACACCUCAAACCCCAUGGGUGAGCCAUUGUCAUCCUGUUUCAUCACUUAUUAUUAUUAAGGAUUUUCCAGUAAGGUAACGCCUGUUUGUGUAUUUAAAAUUGUAUUAUCUCGAUUCUGCCUAUGUCGAGUUUUUAACUGUAAUCGUUUAUCCACUCCCCGGUUGUUUUUUUGCUGCUUUCAUGAAUUCAUUGUUUCAUAUUUGAACACAAGAAUUCAUACAAACAUUAGCACUGAUCCAGUAAUCAUGGUUUAGGCGAGGAGGGCUUUUCAGUGCUGGAACAUUCGUGAAUCAUUUAUUCACGAAUAAAUGAUUCACGAAUGUUCCAGCAAUCAUGCUGCUUAAUAAAUGUGCUAGUGUGUUAAUUGUUCACCUGUUUGCAAAUGUAUGAGUACAUUUAAUUAAUUUGAUAUGUAAAAUAAUUUUGUCUAAACACUGUAACUUUGAAUAAGCCUCCCUGUUUGCAGCCUUGAUUGAAAACUUUGCACUGACCACGAAGAAAAUAUUGAAGCCGUUCAGUUGAGAAAUCAGAUGAGCAUAUCUAGAUAUUGAUGUUUCUAGGAUGUUUUUGAAUGUAUCGUGACUGACUGUAAGCGCUAAAGGGACAAACCGUUGGAACCUGUCUUGAACGGCAAUCAAAUGAUUUUUGAGUGAGUCUUUACUAUGAUGUACAAAUGAGUAAUUUAACUUUUUAAAUUAUGAUUGAGAUUAUUUUUGUACUAUUCUGUUUGAAUAAAUACAGCGAGGAAAUAAUAAAGCUCAUCGUGCAAAUGA